Jaculus jaculus (lesser Egyptian jerboa) is the source of this 2421-nucleotide messenger RNA. RefSeq names its product vomeronasal type-2 receptor 116-like. The record is from RefSeq and is a predicted model, not a curated record. Bases 1 to 2421 code for a protein of 806 amino acids. Lineage: Eukaryota; Metazoa; Chordata; Mammalia; Rodentia; Dipodidae. The transcript has 6 exons. Gene Ontology annotation, molecular function: G protein-coupled receptor activity. Gene Ontology annotation, cellular component: membrane. Gene Ontology annotation, biological process: G protein-coupled receptor signaling pathway.
AUGGCGGCUGUUCUCCGGUGGUUUUGGAAGCACUACCAGUAUGUGCUGGCUUUCUACUUUGCCAUCGAGGAGGUAAACAAGGACUCCAGGCUGCUCCCCAACACGUCCCUGGGCUUCCACGUCUACAACGCCUUCACCUCUGACAGGUAUACCCUGUGGAAUGCUCUGUUCGGGCUUUCUGGAAACACGAUGCCUGUUCCCAACUACAACUGCCAGGAGCCGGGGAAGACGCUGGCCGUCCUCGCGGGAACUGUGCCGGCGUUUUCCGCGGAGCUUGGGACCCUCCUGGAGCUGUACAAAAUCCCACAGGUGACAUUCGGACCCCAUGAUCCCAUGCUCAGCAACAAGGAACAGUUGCCAUCGCUCUACCAGGUGGCACCCAAGGACAGCUUUCUUGCCCACGCAAUGACUUCCUUACUGCUACACUUUGGCUGGACGUGGGUGGCCGUCUUUACCUCUGAUGACAUCAAAGGAGAGCAGUUCCUUCAGGACCUGAACGCAGAGACAGUGCGGGCGGGCAUCUGCGUGGCCUUCACCCAGAAGUUCUCUGCCACGAAGACAAUGUACAUCGUCAACGCCAUCACUUUCAUGACUCGGAUCCCUGUUUCGUCUGCAAACGUGCACAUACUGUACGGGGACGUAGGAAGCCUCCUCACUGUGGACGUGGCGGCUGAGCUCUUCUUAACCACCGGGAAGGUGUGGGUCAUGGCCGCGAAGAGGGACGUGGUCAUGUACGAGAUGGAUCACAUCCUUCACUCUUUCCACGGAAGCUUCUCACUUUCACGUCACAACAGGGAGAUCCCCGGCUUCAAACGCUUUCUCAAAACAGUCGACCCUUCCCACUACCCGGAAGAUUUUUAUUUCACCAAGUUGUGGAUGUACAAUUUCCAGUGCCUGCCCACCGGGUCGCAAUGUGGACGGGGUCCGGUCUGCCCACCCAAUUCUUCCUUGGAGCUCCUGUCGGGAAACUUUGACAUGAUGACCGUGUCGGAGUCCAGCUAUUUCAUGUACAACGCUGUGUAUGCCCUGGCCCAUGCGCUGCACAGCAUGCUUUUGGAGGAGAGUGAAAUGGGACCUGCGGGAGACAGAGAACCGCCCGGGCUUCUUCCCUGGCAGCUUCAUCCAUUCCUAAAGGAGACCCAGUUCACCAACGGUGCCGGGGAGCUCAUAUCCUUUGAUGAAGAGAGAGACCACGGGGCACACUAUGACGUACAGAACGCUGUCAACUUCCCUGCUGGACUAGGGCUGAUGGUGAAAGUAGGAGAGUUUGACCCUACACGUCCACUUGAUCAAGCCCUGGUCAUCAGCGAGGAGAUGAUAGAAUGGCCGAUCGGAUUCACAGAGACCCCUCGGUCUGUGUGUAGCCAGAGCUGUGGUCCAGGAUCCAGGAAGACCACGCAGGAGGGAAGACCUGUCUGCUGCUUCUCUUGCACUCCUUGCCCCGACAGACACAUUUCCAACCACGCAGAUGCGGAAGAGUGUAUCCUGUGCGCAGCGCAUGACUAUGCCAACCUUGAGCGCAGUCUCUGCUUGCCCAAGGUGGUGACCUUCCUAGCUUUUGAGGAUUCUCUGGGGAUGGCACUAGCCUGCACGGCUGUGUCCUUCUCUGUCCUCACAGCGGGGGUCCUGGGGCUCUUCGUGAAGCACCAAGACACAGCCGUCGUCAAGGCCAACAACCGGACCCUCAGCUACGUCCUGCUCUCCGCCCUCCUCCUCUGCUUCCUCUGCUCCUUGCUCUUCGUCGGCCGUCCCCGCUCGGCCACCUGCACGCUCCAGCAAGUGGCAUUUGGACUUGGGUUCGCCGUGGCUGUGUCCAGCGUCUUGGCAAAGACUGUGACCGUCAUCCUGGCCUUCAAGGUGACCAAGCCAGGAAGGGCGGCGGCGAGGUGGCUGCUGGUGUCGGGAGCGAUGAACUACAUCAUUCCCAUCUGCACCCUGGUCCAGCUCGUCCUCUGCGGCGUCUGGCUGGGCACAGCCCCUCCCUUCGUUGACACAGAUGCUCACUCCGAACAGGGGCACGUCCUCCUCCUGUGCAACAAGGGCUCGGCCGCUGCCUUCUACUGCGUCCUCGGGUACCUGGGGGCCCUGGCCCUGGGGAGCUUCGCUGUGGCUUUCCUGGCCAGGAACCUGCCUGACGCGUUCAAUGAAGCCAAGUUCCUGACCUUCAGCAUGCUUGUGUUCUGCAGCGUCUGGGUCACCUUCCUCCCUGUCUAUCACAGCACCAAGGGCAAGCUCAUGGCGGCCGUGGAGGUCUUCUCCAUCCUGGCCUCCAGUGCAGGGCUGCUGGGCUGCAUCUUUGUCCCCAAGUGCUACAUUAUCUUGCUAAGGCCCGACAAGAACUCUUUGAGCGGCUUAAAGAACCGAAGCGUUUCUAGAAGGAACAGGCAUUCUUGGAAAUCACCUCCUACGUCUCUGCCAUAG